AUGGUUAGAAGAUCUAAAUCAAUGGAGACAACAAUAAAAGAAGGAAAUCUAUAUUUAUAAAGAAUGGAAUAAAUGGAAGGAGUAAAAUGUAGAAAAUAAAACGCAUAAUAAAGAUAAAAAAAUUAAAGAGGAGCACAAGCUGAUAAGAAAAAUAAGAAUUCCCCUAAAAAAAUUGAUCUAUAAAAAUAAUUUAAAGCAAAGAGAGGAAAGCAGUAAAAAUAAUAAAAAAAAGCAAAAGAGUACCUAAAGAAGCGGUCUUCAAUAUCUAUCUCUAAGUCUAUUUUAAAAAUUGAGAAAAAAUCAAUUAUUAAAUCUUAAAGAGUGCAAAAAAAUGAGCAUGCUACUAAUAAAAAUACCAAAAAGAGGUUUUAAGUUGAAAUAAGUAAGAAUAAUGAGAUGGAAAUAGAAAAAAAAAAUGAAUAAAGUAUUGGAAAAAAGAUAGAAACAUAUAUAGAUAAUCAUGAAUAAAAAAAGGAACAGAAAAAUGUGGGAAAAUUGAUAGUUUAACCUUAAGAAUAAAAAUAAAUAAAAUAAGUACCAAGAAAAACAAAAUCAAACAUAUCAGCAGCUUCAGAUGCUAAUCAACCUUCAAUAGGGAUGGUUGACUGUGUUUUUGUUGUAGAUACCACAGGAUCUAUGGAUGCAUAUUUAGAAAGAACAACAAAUACAGUUCAAAUGUUAGUUGACAGGAUUAAAUAAUAAUCAAAAAUUGAAAAAGUGAAUGUUAGAUUUGGAUUAGUAUGUUAUCGUGAUCAUCCUCCUUAAGAAAAAACAUAUGUAACAGAAUUGCAUGAUUUGUGUUCUAAUAGGGAGAUAUUGGAAGCAAUUUAGAAAUCAGAUUGUCAUGGAGGAGGUGAUGGUGCUGAAGCAGCUUUAGAUGGACUUAAUGUAGCAGCAUCAUAAAUUUCUUGGAGAGAUAGCAGUAAGAUACCAAGUCUGAGAUAUAUCUUUCAUAUUUGUGAUUAACCUCCACAUGGAAAAGAAUUUGGUGGAUUCAGUUAAUUAUGGGAUGAAUCAGGUUGUCCUUGCGGAUUGAAACCUGAUUAAGUAAUCCAUCGAAUUAAUAUCAGAUAAAUUCAUUAUAGGCUAAUUAAGGCCGAUUCAAAAAAAUUAGAGAAAUUUGCUGAUUAUUUUAGAGGAAAAAUAGUCAAUUAUGAUGAAGUGACUCUAGAAGAUGGAAUAGCAGAAGGAAUGGAAAUAAAAAUUAGUGAUAUGGUUAUCAGAGAACUUUGCCCAGAUUUUCUUUUUGAUUGA
Paramecium sonneborni is the source of this 1254-nucleotide messenger RNA. The record is from the annotation of a GenBank genome assembly. Lineage: Eukaryota; Ciliophora; Oligohymenophorea; Peniculida; Parameciidae.